Molecule: messenger RNA, 3339 nt
Organism: Hemisphaericaspora subhashii
Lineage: Eukaryota; Fungi; Ascomycota; Pichiomycetes; Serinales; Debaryomycetaceae
Gene: RGA2
Product: Rga2p
Exons: 1
Coding region: 1-3339 (1112 amino acids)
Biological process (GO): regulation of GTPase activity; signal transduction
Cellular component (GO): cytoplasm
Source: RefSeq, a predicted model, not a curated record
AUGACAGAAGUAGAAAUGCCGCACGGUACCCCUAAUACGAAUCCAUUUCAUGCGUCAGAUUCAAAUAACGGUUCUCUAAUAGCACCAGAUAACGUCAGCAACCAUUCUAGAGAAAUUUGCAAGAAGUGUAACCAACCGAUUAAUGAAGGUCAUGCUUAUGAGCUUGGUGAAGAUAGGUGGCAUAUAAAUUGUUUCAACUGUUCAAAAUGUAAUAUAUCAUUAGGUUGUAAUUCAAAUUUCCUCGUAUUGGGUAAUGGAAAUUUAAUCUGUUCAAAUUGUUCCUAUAAUUGUAAACAAUGUGGAAGGAAAAUUGAUGAUUUGGCUAUUUUGACUGGGGAUCAAGCUUAUUGUUCAAAUUGUUUUAAAUGUAGAAGUUGUAAGAAUAAGAUUGAAGACUUGCGUUAUGCAAGAACCUCUAAAGGGUUAUUUUGUAUGGAAUGUCACGAGAAGUUAAUGGCUAGAAAGAAGAAGUACGAUGCAAAGAAGAAAAAGAUGGCAUUGAUGGGAAAGCAGAAACAACAACAACUGCAGCUUGAAGAGGAAGAAGAACAAAAUUCACAAGCACACCCCCAACCACAACACCAAACAUUGUUGCAGAAUUUACAGCAACAAGAAGAUGUCCGUGGGUCCGUCGAUUCUCAUCGUGAAAGCCUCAUUCAAGCUUACCUUCACACAAAUUUAAGUGGCACUUCAGAUUUUGAAACACUCAAAACCCCAUCACCUGCAUUGCUGAAGAAUAAGAAUUUGCCUUUACCCCCACCCAUAACUGACGGAACCCCUAGAACUCCACCGCUUGAUCCAAAUUCAAGAGAUAAGCUGAAAGAUUCAACACCUAUAUCUUUUAUCAGUACAGAUAUCGCAACAACAACGAAUGUUCUGAGCAACGUUGGAAGUCUCACCCAUAAACAACUUAAACAGACGGAAGCGGUAGAUAAUGACUUUUCAAUAGAAGAAGUACAAAAUUCCGACGAAGAUGAAGAGCAAGGGAUCAGAAAGGAAACUUCUUUAAGACAUAAAUCACAUUCUCCUUCAAAGCUACAAAACCAUGUUAUUGCCACACCUUCAAGCAGCUCACAUGAUACUGAAUCAAUUCUUGACAGGUCAAUAUAUAAUGAAAUUCUUGUGUCUACCCCACCACCACCCACCAGUGCCCCAGAAGGUACAAAAGCUGUGCUCCAGUUAGAACCGCCGGCCAAUAUUGCAGUUACUCCAAAGCAACAACUAGCUCCACCAACUUCUAAGAAUGUGCUUAUCCUUUCACCUAAUCAAUACAAUGACAAUCAAUUCCACAAUAUGGAGCCGAUAGGGUCUCAAUCACCAAUAAAAAGCUCUGGUGCAGGAAGUACUACAACCACCAGCACAAUCAAUUCCAAUUCCAACUCGACUACUUCAUCUUCUAGUGCUACUCUUGCACUUCCAAUUCCAGAACCAUCCAGAUCUUUAAUUUCUUCUCCAAUAGCGAAAGCAAAUAGACAAGCUCGCGUAGUGGAAACCACAAGCGACGAGAUUCUCUCUCAAGAAAUCACAGACGAUGACCACUUAAAUGACUUAUCCAGAACACCAUCAAAACCAAAAAGUCCAUUUCAAUUAUCUUCCCCACCUCCCAGAAUGCCAGUCCCAAGUACACCUCCGGUUUCUAUACCUUUCCACAUUCAUCUGACUCCCGACACUAGAGAAUCAGAACAUAAGACAGCCAAACCAAGUGACCCACAAGCAGAAUUGAAAGGUCUUGGAUUAUUGACGGGAGAAUCAGACGUGAUUCAGCAGCUGUUACAGGAAUUACAUUCCGGGUCGCCCAAGAAAUCUUUAUCGUCUCCAAUGAGUAUGCAACCUGACAGAAAUGAAGCUGUUUCCAGUAAUGGCAUAGGCAGGAAGUCAUCUUUGCUUCGUGGUCUUAAACAUAAUAGGUCCUCACUGGGCAGUAUUUCCAAUUCUAUAGCUGGUUUCUUUAGUGGAAAGAAAGAUGACAAGACUCAUAUUCGUCGUGUUUCUGAUGGGUCGACGAGCCUUAUGGUAACUAGUCCUAUGAUUAGUCCACCUAUGAGACAAUUCCCAGCUCAUAAUCUUUCUGCUGAGAUUGAGGAGGAAGAAGAUAGAUUGAAUGCGUUAAAGGAUGAAGUCGUUGGAUGGGAAAAGAAGAAGAGAAAUUUGGAGGAAGAUGUGAAGGGUUUAUCGACUGAGAAGAAUAGAUUAUUGGCAGAGUUGAAGGCUUUGCAGGUUAAGAUUACGGCUGAAGGUCUGAAAUAUGAUAAUUUGAUAACGGAGAUUAAUGCAUUGAAUUUACAAAAGAUGAAACUAAAAGAAGAAUCCAAGCAUGCUGCAUUAACUAGAACUAUGACUAACAUUGAAGCUGGUGACAAUAAUUUGACUCCAACUAAUAGUGCUGUAUAUUCAGGACCACUUUACAAAGGAUCAUCAGAUGAUAUCGCCAUGUCUAUGACUGAAGCCACUACGAUAAAUGAGGAAGCUCCUGAUCAACAUAAGUCUACCAGAUUAAUGUUCUGGCGUAGAGGAAGGAAUGACAAUAGUGCUGUCGCAUCCAAUAACAGCAAAUCAGGCUCCAAUCUAUCAUUAAUGACAAAUUCCAAUUCACAGACAACCAGAGCAACCCCAGCUUCUACUGGGAAAGGAAAAUUCACUAGAUCCAUAUCCACAAACAUCCUAGAUUCAUUCAUUGGUGAUUCACAUAAUAACAAUCACGCAAAUGGACUCGUAAAUUCUGCUCCAUUGUUCUCUACCACCAUUGCGAGAAGAGCCGAAUCUGAGGGUGCUGCUGUCCCAUUGAUUAUCCGCAAAUGUUUGACUGAAGUUGAAAAACGUGGGUUGGAUUUCGAGGGUAUAUAUCGUAUUUCUGGUGGGAACUCGUCUAUUACAGUAAUUGAAGGUACAUUUGCCAAUCUUAACCCGAAGCCAGAUUCAAAGAGUUUGAAUAAAUUGAAUGAAGUGUUGGGUUCUGGAGAUAUUAACUCCGUCACUCUGGCUCUCAAGAGAUAUUUAAGGAAAUUGCCUGACCCGAUAAUCAGUUAUGAUUUAUAUGACGCGUUUAUUGAUAUUUCGAAGAUGGAAGCAGAUCGUUCUGUUAAGAUUGAACAUUUGAAGAAACAAGUUGUUGAGAAAUUGCCACAAGCUAAUAGAGAGACUUUGUCGUUAUUGUGUCGUCAUUUGAGGUUGGUGGAUUCGAUGAAGGGAAUGAAUAAAAUGAAUUUCAAGAACUUGUCAGUGGUUUUUGCUCCUACUUUGGCUAGAGAUGAAGUUGGUGAUCGAGAAAUGCUGGAUAUGGCAUAUAGAAACGAGACUACGGAGAUAUUAUUAUCAGAAUCUGAUAAGAUAUUUUCUUAG